Frieseomelitta varia is the source of this 3002-nucleotide messenger RNA. Its product is annotated as arylsulfatase B-like. The record is from RefSeq and is a predicted model, not a curated record. The transcript has 8 exons. The coding region runs from base 84 to 1823 and encodes 579 amino acids. NCBI's taxonomy places the organism in Eukaryota, Metazoa, Arthropoda, Insecta, Hymenoptera, Apidae.
UUAAUCUUUUCUUUAUCGCGUCUUUAUUUUAUCUUCAUUUCGUUGUUUUAUUUUUUCCGCUCCUCGUUUAAUUUUUAUCAAGAAUGUGUCGGUUUUUCACGAUAUGGAUGUGUACGUCUUUGCUGCACCUAAUAUUAUGUAUUGUCUGUGCGUUCGGCCUGUACGAAACAGCACCACCGCAUAUUAUUGUGUUUAUGGCCGAUGAUUUGGGUUGGAACGAUGUUGGUUUUCACGGAUCAAAUCAGAUACCAACCCCUAACAUCGACGCGCUCGGAUACAAUGGAAUUAUACUAAAUAGACACUACGUAUUACCGUCAAGUACACCAUCUAGGAUAGCUUUCUUCACUGGACUCUAUCCAAUACGCCUUGGGAUGCAAGGAGAAGGAAUCCGCGGUGGUGAGCCACGUGGUUUGCCGCUAAAUAUAAAAAUUUUACCAGAAUAUUUACGAGGUCUAGGAUAUACCACGAAAUUAAUUGGAAAGUGGCAUAUGGGAUACCACACACCUCAGUACACGCCAUUGCACAGAGGCUUCGAUACGUUCCUCGGUUUUUACAAUAGCCAUAUUUCUUAUUACGAUUAUAGGUAUUCGAAUAAGAAUAUGAGCGGAUAUGACAUGCAUCGUGGAGACGAUCCAGCUCAUGGAUUCAAUCGCGAAUACGCGACAGACUUGUUCACCGACGAGGCGAUCAGGAUCAUCGAAAAUCACGAAGUGCCGAGGCCUCUCUAUCUCCAGCUUUCGCAUCUCGCGGUUCACGGCCCUUUAGAACAACCAAUAGACGAAUACAACGACAGAGAGACUAUACAGAUUCGUGAGCCAAAUCGUCGCAAAUAUGCUAAAAUGGUGUCGAAGCUAGACAAGUCGGUUGGGGCUAUAGUUCACGCGUUAGGAGAGAAAGGAAUGCUGCGGGAUUCCUUGAUCCUAUUCCUCACCGAUAACGGAGCACCGUCGAUUGGUAGAUGCGGAAACUACGGCUCGAACUAUCCUUUGAGAGGGACAAAGUACACGUUACACGAAGGUGGUGUGAGAGGAGUAGCGGCAUUGUGGUCGUCUAGAUUGCAAAAGGCAGCCAGAGUGUCCAACGAAUUGGUGCACAUAACAGAUUGGCUGCCAACCCUUUACUCUGCAGCUGGUGGAGAUCUGAAGGAUCUAGGCGAGAUCGACGGCAUCGAUCAAUGGCGCGUACUUAGCGAAGGAUACGGACGUGGGAGAGAGAAGCUUUUGUUGAAUAUCAACGAAGUUUCCAAAACUGAGGGGGCGAUAUAUAGCCGAUUCAAAUUGUUGAGAGGUGAAAAUGGUUUUUACGAUGGGUACUAUGGUGACUCCGGAAGAACAUUAGAGACACCACCCUACACGGAAGUCGUGUUGAACAGUACUGUUUCUCAAAGCAUCACUUAUCAUCUUGGUGGUCCAGUGACACAACCGAGUACAAUGUUGCAAUUACGACGAGAUGGAACGGUCCAAUGUGAUACAAACCUCACGUACUCUGAUAAACGCCUGCUCACGUCUUGCAACGUUACCGAAUGUUUAUUCGACAUAGUGAACGAUCCAUGCGAAACGAAGAACGUCGCAGAAGUGUACGUCAGGAUAGCCAAAGACUUGGACCGUUAUUUGGAAUACUAUGGCCAUAUUUUAGAGAGGCAGAUGAUAACACGGGUCGAUUGGUUCGCAGAUCCAAGGAUGAGAAACGACACGUGGGAACCGUGGAUAAAUUCAGGGGCUGUGAUAUACGUUUCAAACGCUGCAGACAUGCUUGGCAAUUUAAUCUAUUACAUCCACAUUUCCAUCAUCUUCGUCUCGAUAUUGUUGAACAAUUAUAUCUGACCAUGACAAUGAUUCUGCAACGAGCAUUAUUGUGGCACCAACAGAUUGAAAGUCGAACGACACGAUUCUAUGAAAUAUAAUUGAGGCUGAUGUAGAGGCUAUCAAACGACGAGACAAAUACACCUUGCAAAACUGUGAAAUUCUCGAACAAUUUGUUCUACGAUUUCCAUAAAUCUUCAUCUUUUCAUUAUUGAAUUUUCAGCAGAAUAAAUUAAUUUUGAACAAUAGUACAAUGUGCUUUCGUGCUUUUAUUUUCAUUCGUUUCAGUUAAUUUGUAACAUUAUCUACGUUGACGCAUUAAAUUUAUGCGAAAUUGGGAUUGUCAAAUUUUUGCGUCCCUUGGGACAAAUAAAUAUGUUUUUUUUAAUAUGCAAGGUGUCUCAAUUUGCUCUACAAGUACAAUUACUUCCAGAAGCUAGCCUAUUGAAGAAAAUGUUACUUCAAACGAAUUGAAGAUAUAAUACAUAAUUGAGAAAUCAUCUCAAACGACUAUAUAUUUUUGAAGUUUCGAUUUUCUUUUUUUGUUUGAUAGAAUAUUGACACACAUUGGCAUAAUUCCAAUCUUAAAUUCUUACUUCAUUAUAAAUUGGACAAGGUUUUUUUGUUUGAAACGUCUGAAGAUAACUAUGUUUAUGAGAUUGAAACAAGACACUUCGUCACAAUGUCACAAUUUCGUAUCAAGGUGAAUGUAAUAAUUUAAGAAGAAUUUAAUUCAUUUGAUUUAACGAAGAAUAUAUAUACCCGCAUACGAAAAGAUACUAAGCUCGAGGAGAUUGGCUCUCAUUUCUCUUUUUCGAUAAUUGUUGCUAAACAAGUACGACUAACAUUUUAUAGCCGGGAAGAAGAUUUCAUCGAAGGAAAAUGUAAAAAUAUGGCUGGCAAUGCUUCGGCUUAAUUGGUGAAUCAUGGCGAUAAAUGUGAUUAACGAGACAGAAAUUGAGAUAAAUGACUUGGUAUCAUAAUUAACGAUUUCGCCGACCUUGCUUCGUAAUUCAAACGAAUAAGUAAUUUAGAUGCGUCGGGGGUGAGCCUUCUAGCGAGAUAUACUCAUUACCUGCCAUAAUUCAAGUCGUUUCGUAGCACGUUUUUAACACGUAUUAUUAUUAUUUACUAAUUGUAAGUAAUACAUACUCGCACUUUCUAAUAAUUCGAUUGACGAUAUAUACGUGUUUAAUAUGA